CCGCGCACCAACGAACACGAAGAAGGCCGUUACAGAAUACGAUUACAAACGCCGAGAGGAGCACCACUUACGUCGCCGGAGAUUUAAAACUCAGAGUGAAAAAAGUUGCGGCGAAGUUGAACGGAGCAGAGAGCGGAGAUGGAUUUCACCGAGUCUGACACGGCGUCUGAAUCCAUGGAGGAGCUAUCGCAAGAACCUGAUUCUGAUGAGAAGACAACGCAGAUUCGUUUCCUUGUACCCAAAGCGUUAGCUGGUUAUGUGAUUGGGAAAGGUGGCUCAACCAUCACUCAGUUCCAGGAUUACUCUGGUGCUCAAAUCCUGCUCUCUCGUAGUCAAGAAUAUUUCCCAGGAACGACUUGUAGAAUCGUUGUGAUAUCUGGCACGAUUAUGCAAGUUCUCACUGCACUCCAACUUGUUCUUGCUAAAUUACACAGCAAGGUUCGAGGUGAAGAUGGUAGUGAUGUUGAGCUUAGGAGAACAAGAAUUGUGGUUCCACACAGUUCAUGUGGAGGCAUCAUCGGAAAAGGAGGAGCCACCAUCAGGUCCUUUAUUGAAGACUCCAAGGCUGGUAUCAAGAUAUCUCCUAUGAAUAGGUACUUCGGGUUGAGUGAUAGGCUAGUGACACUAUCUGGAACUAUGGAGGAGCAGAUGCGCGCAAUUGCUUUGAUCUUGACUAAGCUUACAGAGGAUGAUGAUUACUCCCAGAAAGUGCAUUCCCCUAAUUCAUAUAGAAAAGAUUUAGGUCUUUACAACUUUUUCCACGCAUGUAAAUCGGUGAAGUCACGCAUGUCUUUUGGAAGUGAACAAAAUCACAAGGAAGAUAGUUACAACUCAGUGACCAUAGGUGUGUCGGAUGAGCACAUAGGUGUGGUCAUUGGCCAUAAAGGUAGUCACAUCAUGGAAAUCAGUCAGUCAAGUGGUGCCAGAAUAAAGAUAUCAGGCCGAGGAGUGUUUCUCCCUGGAACUACUAAUAGGAAAAUUACCAUCUCUGGAUUGCAAAGCUCGGUCGAUUUAGCUGUAUCGAUUAUAGAAGGUAAAGUUGACGAGGCGUCGAAGAAGAGGGACAAAGAUGAAACUGACAUGGAUACAGACUAGUUUUAAAACAAAGUGUUCUUGUAUAUAACAUCAGUCUCAACUGAGAUUAUCAAUAGCGUUUUCAACGGUCAAUGCUGGUAUUCCCUUUGUUAUGCAAACAGUGAAAUGUCAAAGGGAAGAUCAUCAAUCUUACGUGUGCAAAGGUG
This is a messenger RNA of Eruca vesicaria subsp. sativa (arugula), 1241 nucleotides long. Lineage: Eukaryota; Viridiplantae; Streptophyta; Magnoliopsida; Brassicales; Brassicaceae. The record is from the annotation of a GenBank genome assembly.